AUGAUCCCAAGGGCCCAACUGGUCCUGUUCCUCUUUGCGACACUGAGUCUGCUGCUGUUUGUACCACUGCUGUACUGGACGGGAAAGCCCAACAUGUCAUAUCAACGGAAAAUAAAGAUGAAAGAAAUUAAAGGGACUCACCCUGGUAACUCAAACGGCGCCGUCACUCGGUUCGAGUUGGUUAAUGUUUCUCACCACGAGUCUCCACGGUCGUCCAAGCGUAUCAUUCCCAGCCCUAGUUCCAAUAAGGAAUCCAAUUCAUCUCACUGUUCACCGAAGACGAACAUCGUCUUCCUCAAGACGCACAAGUGUGGCAGCAGCACACUGCAGAACGUUCUCCUUCGAUACGGCGAGAGGAGAAACUUAGACUUUGUUCUCCCGGAGAAAGCUAACUACUUGGGACUCUCCGUGUUCCACAGAGGCAAUAUGAUGUACUAUCCGGUGAAGAAGUAUAAUAUUUUGUGCCACCACACGCGAUUCAGUUACAAAGAGAUAUCUGCUGUGAUGUUCAAAGAUUCUCUCUACAUCACGAUCCUACGGGAUCCAGUUACCCAAUUUUCGUCCUUCUUCAACUACUUCCAACGGGGGAAACUAUACCGACUGCCCGGCGACAAAGCCCUGAAGAUUUUCCUGGGAAAACCCAACUAUUACUACGGAAUCCAUUCGGGCAAAAGAUUCCAGACCAAGAAUCCCAUGCUGUAUGAUCUCGGCCUGCGAGAGAAACAUCUUGGAGACAGCGCGAGGAUUGAGGAAAAGAUCCAACAGUUGGAGACAGAGUUUGAUCUUAUCUUGAUCCUGGAGCAUUUUGACGAGUCGCUGGUACUCCUUCGACACUUAAUGUGCUGGGAUGUGGAUGACGUCGUGUACUUCGUUCUGAACUCGCGCAAAUCGUCGGUGAAAACGGUGGCGCGGGAACCCGCCGAGAAGAUCAGACGAUGGAACGCCGGGGAUCUGAGACUCUACCAGACUUUCAACCGAACUCUCUGGCGGAGGGUCGAGGCGUUCGGACGGCGGAGAAUGCGGCACGAGGUCGGGGAACUGCGGGCCAGGAUUCGGCACUUCGUGGAUCGUUGUGCGGGGAACCGAACGGAGGCUCGGAGCAAAACCAAACUUGGCGCGAGCGAUUCUCGGCUGGGAUUCAGCGAAGGAGAGAUGUGUGAUCGAAUGACAAGGCGCGGAAUACCUUACACUAAUUACAUACGAACAUAUCAGGAUUCCAGAUACGGAAUGGGGAAACCCCCAAAUAAGCCAUAA
Patiria miniata (bat star) is the source of this 1254-nucleotide messenger RNA. RefSeq names its product galactose-3-O-sulfotransferase 2-like. The record is from RefSeq and is a predicted model, not a curated record. The coding region runs from base 1 to 1254 and encodes 417 amino acids. Lineage: Eukaryota; Metazoa; Echinodermata; Asteroidea; Valvatida; Asterinidae. Gene Ontology annotation, biological process: glycolipid biosynthetic process. The transcript is spliced from 4 exons. Gene Ontology annotation, cellular component: membrane. Gene Ontology annotation, molecular function: galactosylceramide sulfotransferase activity.